AUGAGCCGCUUCGGGUGUAGUGGGACACAAAGCAAUCGUUUGUUUUCGUCGGAGACCGGAGGUUGCGUGCUGCUGCUGAUGUCGAUGCUGCUAGCGACCACACCUAGCCCUUCGGUCGUAGCCGUUUCUACGUCAGCCGCGUCCCUCCGAACGCCAAACCGUGACACGGCCGGUUGGUACGAGCCGGGCGACGACGAGGAAGGUUACUGUGCGCCAUACAAUGGGAAGGUUUGCAAGCGGUUCAUCAACAGCCGACAGGUUUGGUACAGCCGCGAGGACGGAACCGGUGGGUGGGAGAACGAAAAGAUCACCACCGCACUGUUUGACGAUCUUAUCAACGAUCUGCCCUCUUACUGUCGACCAGCAGCUGAGAAAUUGCUGUGUGCGUACGCGUUCCCACAGUGCGUGAUCAAGGAAGGCACUACGAUCCGGUUGCCGCUCUGCUAUGAAGACUGUGUCGCAACGUAUCUGCAGUUUUGCUACAACGAUUGGGCGUUGAUCGAAGAGAAAAAGGAACGGGGAGACGUCAUAAAGUCGAGGGGACAUUUCCGGUUACCGAACUGUGAAGAGCUGCCACGCUAUAAUCGCACCGCCAAACCUCCCGUCUGCUCUCACGUUGGCCUGACCGAGCUCGUCUCGGAGGAAGUUACUUAUGACUGCCGUAUGGGUAAUGGGCGGUUCUAUCUGGGUACGGCAAAUGUGUCCACCUCGGGUAUACCGUGCCAGAAGUGGGAUUCGCAGGAGCCACACUCGCACCACAAACCGCCGCUCGUGUUUGCGGAGUUACAGGACGCCGAAAACUAUUGCCGGAAUGCGGGCGGAGAAGAGCCCACACCGUGGUGCUACACGACCGAUAAAACCGUCCGGUGGCAGGCCUGUGACGUUCCGCUCUGCCCGAAUUCUACCGACGCCAGUGACAUCCGUACGAAGGUCGAUAUGACGAUGGAGUCGGUGUUUACUCCUUCGAUGAUUUUCCUGCUGUCGGGCAUUGGGUUCGUAGCGAUCGUCCUGCUGCACCUGAUGGUGCUGCUCUGCUACCGGGUGUCGCGCCAUCGGCACAACCGCCGACCGGCCGGGGCGGCCAGCUACAACGCAAGCAACGCGACAGGAACAACCGAUCCCGGUGGGAUCGACAUCAACAAACUGCCUUCGAACGUAAACUACCAUCGCACCGGUGCCCAGCUCAAUCCGAAGCUCGAGAAGCUCGAGUUUCCACGGAACAACAUCAUCUACAUAAAGGACCUUGGCCAGGGCGCAUUCGGGCGCGUGUUUCAAGCGAAGGCACCCGGACUGGUGGCGGGUGAAGAUUUUACGCUGGUCGCAGUGAAAAUGCUCAAGGAUGAGGCCAGCCAGGACCUGCAGGUGGACUUUGAGCGCGAGGCGUGCCUGCUGGCCGAGUUCGAUCACCCGAACAUCGUGAAACUGCUCGGCGUGUGUGCGAUCGGUCGGCCGAUGUGCUUGCUGUUCGAGUUUAUGGCCCGUGGUGAUCUGAACGAGUUCCUGCGACAGUGCUCUCCGUUUGCACAACAGAACCGUGCCGACAGCAUCAGUACCGAGCUGUCGCAUGGUGAUCUGCUAAACAUUGCGCACCAGAUCGCCUCCGGUAUGAUGUAUCUGUCGGAGCGCAAGUUUGUGCACCGCGAUCUGGCCACCCGGAACUGCUUGAUCGAUGACCACAUGGUGGUGAAGAUAGCGGACUUUGGUCUGUCGCACAAGAUCUACCUUCAGGACUACUACAAGGGCGACGAGAAUGACGCCAUCCCGAUUCGCUGGAUGCCCCUCGAGAGCAUCCUCUACAACAAGUACACGAUCGAAUCGGACGUGUGGGCGUAUGGAGUGUGCCUGUGGGAGAUUUUCUCAUUCGCCAUGCAACCGUACUACGGCAUGACGCACGAGGAGGUGGUCAAGUUCGUGAAGGAAGGCAACAUGCUCGGGUGCCCGGAGAAUACGCCCCUGACGGUGUACGAUCUGAUGCGCCGCUGCUGGAGCCGGAAGCCGAACGAUCGGCCCAGUUUUCACGUGAUCUACCAGAAGCUGCAGCAAAUUCGGGCCGACUUCGAUGGGAAGAUGCUAAUGUAG
This is a messenger RNA of Anopheles cruzii, 2079 nucleotides long. RefSeq names its product tyrosine-protein kinase transmembrane receptor Ror2 (gene Nrk). The record is from RefSeq and is a predicted model, not a curated record. NCBI's taxonomy places the organism in Eukaryota, Metazoa, Arthropoda, Insecta, Diptera, Culicidae. Gene Ontology annotation, molecular function: protein binding; ATP binding; transmembrane receptor protein tyrosine kinase activity. Bases 1 to 2079 code for a protein of 692 amino acids. Gene Ontology annotation, cellular component: signaling receptor complex. Gene Ontology annotation, biological process: cell surface receptor protein tyrosine kinase signaling pathway; positive regulation of kinase activity; protein phosphorylation. The transcript is spliced from 4 exons.